AUGGCCACGAGCGACGGUGAUCGCGACGGCGCCAACUUUAACGCGACGCCGAUCGUGGGCCAUCUCCUCGUUCUUGUCAACGGGUUUCUGCAGACGCUGGCUGACACUCGACCGGCCGUGGCCAAGCAAGCGUGCAGUCUCCUCUCGUCGCUCGCAUGGCUGUGUGGCCCGUCACUGCGGCCGCUCUCCGAGGCCCUCCUCCUAUCUGUGUUUCACCUCGCGACAAAGAAGAAGCAGACCCAAGUCAUCGCGCUCUCGGCGCGCCAGUGCUUGCACAGCCUCACCAAGGCGACGCGGUACCCCGUGGCACUGCUCGAGCGCGCGUACAAGCAGGCCAAAGACGACGGCGACAAGCGCAUGCUCUGCGUCUCGCUCAUCGUGCUCGUCCUGCGCUUCUGGCCCCCCUACGAAGUCCUCGAACGGGCCAACUACAUGGCGAUGCGGCGUGUGAUCUUACAAAGCCUCUUUGACGACGACGCCGCCGUGCAAUCGCAAGCCCGGCUCGCGCUCUGCCUCCUCUGUGAAUACGGGCAAGAAAACAUCCGCUUCCUCCUCGAGCAACUACCGCACGAGGUCCUUGCGUGUAUCGCCGACGAGUUUCCCGACUCGAUGCUGGCGCAGCCGCCGGCGUGCCUCGAGUCGCCGUCCGAAGACGACGAUGAUGACGGCGAUGAUAUCAUUUUGUCCCCGAUCCUCGAGCUCGACGACGAAGACCACGAGUCGGACGACAGUGUCUUGCGCCGGCGUAAUCUCCGUGCGCGACCUGUGCUGCCAUCGCGCGACAUGUCGCUCGUGACACUGCGCAACGCUGCGAACCCGACCGAGCGGAAUGUGGAGCUCUCGUUUGCGAGUCUUCCGGACCACCUCUCGGCGAUCACCGAGGGCGACGAACCACCAAGCGCGUCGUCGACACCGCUCAAAGCCUCGCCGCGACCAAGUGAUACAUUGUCCGUCAACACACCGCUACCUGCGCGUAGCGUCCUCGACGUCAAGCCGCCAUCGCCGUCGCUCAUCCCGCGCCCGGUCUCCCGUCUCAAGUUCAAGGGACAAGGCCUACCAUCGGCAUCCUCACCGACACCAACCGCGACGCCAACCGCCGUGGAAUCCACGCCGCCACAAACAACAGAGGCUCCGGCCACUGCACGACCGCUUACAGUGCGCGAGGUGACACUUGCUGCUCCGACACCUCGGCGGCAGAUGACGCUCUCGAUGUUGCCGGCUGUUGUGGCCUCUGAAGCACCCGGUCGGAUGGCGUCACCGAUACCCGAGGCCGUGACGCCCAUUCGCGACCCGCGCGUCCCAACGAGCAAGCCAUCGCUUCGACCACAACGAGCUACCAUCUUUACGCCCUCGCCACCUUCGUCGGUCGCCAAGCCCAAGGAGAUUGCCGCCGCUGUGGUCGAAGAUGUGGCGCCAGUGGUACCGCCGACAGACAACGUACUACUGGACGAAGAACAACCUGCGUCGGCUCUCCUGCAAGAGCUUUGGGCGCCGCGACGACCGUCGUUCGACUCGGACGCGGACUUGAGCACGUCAUUGGAUGCUUCAUCUCUGCACGCUGGAAACGCCCGCGAGGAGCUCUUUGGCCCAAGCUGGAGCGUGAGCACGCUGUCGCCCAAGGAGGCCAACUGGGCAGACGACUUUGACUGCAGCGUCCAGAGCAUUGGCAGCAACCUCCUUCGCGACGACGACGACGACGAGGAGGCGCUGCGCAUGCUCCACGCCGAAUGGGUCCAGCCGACAGACAACGAGGUCCGCCCACCACCACCCCGGUCGCUCGUUGGCUCGCAGUCACUCGUGUCGCCAGUGCGCAGGACCGAGGAGGCGCCACACACGGUAGUUGCGCCACCGCCGAUGCCACUUGCAACGCCACUUGCUGCGCCAGAGACCUCGCCCCCGCCAACUUCAACUGGUCCACAGCUCCAAUCACCAAUGGUCCAUCCAUCAGUGCCCAGUGUCACAGUUCUAGCAUCACGACGGCUGCAGCCACUGCAAAUCGCCACGGACGCGGCGUUGGCCAUCGACUCGUCGGCGCAUCACGAAGCCGAGUGGGCGAUGGCGCCGCUGCCUCUUCGCACGAUCAACAACUCGACGCCAGUGGUCACGCCAGUGGUCACCAAGAACCGCGCGUCGCCGACCGAGAUUCCGCUGCGACAGCGGCGUCGUGUGGGGUCGGGCGCGUCAUCCCGCAGUAGCGACGCGUCACUGCGUCAAGUACCAUUGCCCACGACGAGCCAGCCAUCGCAGCGUCCGGAACCGUUGACGCCACCAACGACCAACAUGCGUCGUCCCCUCGGUGCAACACCUGGUCCAGUCUUCGAACCUCGCCACGACACAAAAGCGACGAAGCCAAAGACACCUACGACGUACCGUGUCCCUCAUCAUGGACGUCUCGUCGGGCGUGUACCACCGACGGCGGUGGCGCCACCACCUGCCGACAACUGGUCGACUUCGCCCGCGCCCAUUCCAGCUGCUGCCGCGACGCCGACACUGCGCUCGCUGCUCAUCGACGCCGCGCUCACGCUCAUCUGGUGGCUCAGCUUUGCCUUUUGC
Molecule: messenger RNA, 2553 nt
Organism: Saprolegnia parasitica CBS 223.65
Lineage: Eukaryota; Oomycota; Saprolegniomycetes; Saprolegniales; Saprolegniaceae
Exons: 4
Source: RefSeq, a predicted model, not a curated record